Molecule: messenger RNA, 1450 nt
Organism: Lolium rigidum
Lineage: Eukaryota; Viridiplantae; Streptophyta; Magnoliopsida; Poales; Poaceae
Product: KRR1 small subunit processome component homolog
Exons: 12
Coding region: 78-1235 (385 amino acids)
Cellular component (GO): nucleolus; small-subunit processome
Molecular function (GO): RNA binding
Source: RefSeq, a predicted model, not a curated record
UCGCCACCUCAACCUCCCCCCUUCCGCCCCCUUCCCCUCUGAGAGCCGUCCAAGCCCUACUCCCUCCGGCCAUCAUCAUGGCUCCGGACGUCGAAGCCAACGCGGCGGCGGAAGCCCCGGAGGGCAAGAACUGGAAGCGGAAGGGGAAGCACGACAAGGAGAAGCCGUGGGACGAAGACCCCAACAUCGACCGCUGGACGGUGGAGAAGUUCGACCCCUCCUGGAACGAGGGCGGCCUGCUGGAGGUCAGCUCCUUCUCCACCCUCUUCCCCGAGUACCGAGAGAAGUACCUGCAGGACGCGUGGCCGAUCGUCAAGGGCGCGCUCAAGGAGUUCGGAGUCUCGUGCGAGCUCAAUCUGGUGGAGGGUUCCAUGACUGUUUCGACCACCAGGAAAACCAGGGAUCCAUACAUUAUUCUCAAGGCCAGGGACCUGAUAAAACUACUGUCGCGGAGUGUCCCUGCACCCCAAGCAAUCAAAGUACUCAAUGAUGAGAUGAACUGUGAUAUUAUCAAGAUUGGCAGCAUCAUAAGAAACAAGGAAAGAUUUGUCAAAAGGAGAGAACGUCUUCUGGGUCCUAAUCUAUCCACCCUUAAGGCUAUAGAGAUUCUGACUGGCUGCUACAUCUUAGUUCAGGGGAAUACUGUUGCUGCCAUGGGUACCUUUAAGGGACUGAAACAAGUCCGAAAGGUUGUGGAGGACUGCAUAAAGAACAUAAAGCAUCCAGUAUACCACAUUAAGGAACUACUAAUUAAACGUGAGCUGGCUAAGAAUCCUGCCCUAGCCACUGAAAGCUGGGACAGGUUUCUGCCAAACUUUAAGAAAAAGAAUGUCAAGCAAAAGAAGCCGAAUACUAAGGAGAAGAAACAGUACACACCCUUUCCGCCUCCUCAACAGCCUAGCAAGAUUGAUCUUGAACUGGAGAGUGGUGAGUAUUUCAUGAGUGACAAGAAGAAGUCAGCAAAGAAAUGGCAAGAUAAGCUAGAUAAGCAAUCAGAGAAAUCAGAGGAAAAGAAAAGAAAGCGAGAAGCUGCAUUUGUUCCACCCAAGGAGAACACUCAAUCCACAAAAACUACUGAUGACAACAACGGGAUUGCUGAUAUUGCGAAGUCCUUGAAGAAAAAGGCAAAGAAAUUGAGGAAUAGUGAGGCACAGGAAAAUGUGAAAAUAGAGUCAUAUGUUGCAAGCAAUGAAGAAUCACACUCCAAAAAGAAGCACAAAUCUUCAUCCAUGUAACAGCAGUCUGAAUUCACCAUGUCAGCGCCUUGUUUAAUUGUUUCAGUUUGUUGAACCAUUGCCAUCCUGGUAGGUCUUACCCUUAAAUAGAACAAAACUUGAAGCUUUCAGUGGUGUGCCAGUUUUGUUCUGUUCGUUAACAGCUGUUAUGUGAUCACAUCAGGAACAUCUAUUGUGUGUAAUUUACUACAGUUUCAACGGAGUAGUUCGAAUUA